GAAACUUGAACGGGGUCUCGCACUAGAACCUGAUACACGCGCAGGUAACUGAAGUAUUUCCCAUUGUCCUGCAUCCAGACCUAUAUAAAUCGAGCCUGGCCGACAGCACGAACCACAUAUCGCCCUUCUGCUCUUCUGCAUCAGCGGCUGGUCGAGACCUCCACAAGCGGUUUAACAUGUCUCUGAAUUCUAUCCUUUCUUCGGAUGCCAUUGAAGCAGCGCUGAAAGACUGCCAAGCUCCAGACUCCUUCAACCAGAAAAAGUUCUUCCAGCUGUGCGGCCUGACCAAGAAGUCGCCCCAGGAGGUGAAGGAUGUGUUCCGCAUCCUGGACAACGACGCCAGCGGCUUCAUCGAGGAGGAGGAGCUGAAGUUCUUCCUCCAGCGGUUCUCGCCCUCGGCCCGGGUGCUGACGGCCGCCGAGACCAAGAACUUCCUCUCCGCCGCGGACGACGACAAGUUGUAUGCCCCUCGGAGGCGCUGUAAGCAGCCCGUCUGCAGGACGUGGUGGAAUGUCUUCGCUCGGCCGGCGCUGUCCUCGGAGGUGAACCGUGUCUUCCCGCGUCUUCUCUUUCCCCAACCAGCUCCAGACUCCUUCAACCAGAAAAAGUUCUUCCAGCUGUGCGGCCUGACCAAGAAGUCGCCCCAGGAGGUGAAGGAUGUGUUCCGCAUCCUGGACAACGACGCCAGCGGCUUCAUCGAGGAGGAGGAGCUGAAGUUCUUCCUCCAGCGGUUCUCGCCCUCGGCCCGGGUGCUGACGGCCGCCGAGACCAAGAACUUCCUCUCCGCCGCGGACGACGACAACGACGGGAAGAUCGGAUGUGAAGAAUUCCAGGCUAUGGUGCUUUCCUGAAGGCCCGGGGCAUGAUGGGCAGAGGGACAGCACAGGGAAGCGCCCCUCUCCAGCCCAGAGGGAUUAAACCAGCUUCCUCCCUCCCUCCCUCCCCGGCUCUGGAUUGGGAAGACCUUCCCGGACCAGAUCGGAGCUAUGCCUUUUUGGAAUACAUUGCCGACAAGCAUGGCCGCCCAACCUCUGCUUGAGACAAUGUACAAGUGAAUUACUCUAUAAUAAUAAAAAAAUAAAUUGUAAUAUCCGUG
Lepisosteus oculatus (spotted gar) is the source of this 1096-nucleotide messenger RNA. NCBI's taxonomy places the organism in Eukaryota, Metazoa, Chordata, Actinopteri, Semionotiformes, Lepisosteidae. The record is from RefSeq and is a predicted model, not a curated record.